GGUUGGGUUUUUCUUCACACGUAAAUCUCACCUGAACCGACUGGAUCAUCGUCUUUUUAUUUUAUUAUUUCUCUCUAUUUUAAUUCAAGAUAUGGCACUCGUAGUCAGGCCUCAGACAAGUCCACUUUUGACACAACAGAACCUUCUUAUUAAUUCAAUUCAGCCUAACAAUGUCGAUGCGGAUACAGUAGUUAAUACGUUAACACAAUAUUCAGAAGAAGGGUCAAAACAAUUGAAAGAGUAUAUAAAUAAAGAAAUACAGGAUCGCUGGAAAGACGUUGAUCCAGUCGAUGUUCAGGAUGAUUUAAAACCAGCACUUGUCGAAUAUCGUCGCCAAAAGAAUUGGAAGGAUCCAAAUCAGAGAAAAACCCCGUCGUUCACUGAAGCAAUAGAGGCUUUGAUAAACAUCAAUAACAGGAAAAAUGUCCCUAAGGGAUCGGGUUGCAAAUUUAUUGAAGUAGGUAUUCACCUCCAAGAGUUGGUCAGGCAGUUAAUGGCAAUGGAUCAGCUUCUGGGAAACUUUAAAUGUUUCAAAUCGACAAGAGAAAAGUACAGUAAUCUUCUUCAAAAGAUACGAAAUUUGGGAUUGGAACAUUCAGUUAACAAAGACAUGCAUAACAGUUUCAGAAAGAAACCCUUGCUUGGUAGGGUAUAUGCCUUACUGUUCAGUGUUGUUCCAAUAAUGCUGGAUAUUAUCGAACAAAUUGUUGAAAUCAUUUGUUUUGAAAUACCGAACGCAGAAAUAACAGAAGAGGAAGUUAAAGAUUGGGCCAACAAAGCAAAACAGCAAGCCAGUCAACAACACUUUGUGCACGUUAGAUAUGAUCAUUAUAUUCGGCAUAUUAAUGUGGAUACUACUGAUAACCAAAUAGAUGGAAUAAAUGAAUUGACUAGACUACUGGACGCAGUGAUAAAAGAAAAUCAAGAUCUUCAUUUAGCUUUGAAGAAACAUGAUGCAGUGGAUACUUCUGAUGACCAAACAGAAGAAAUCAACAGAUUGAGGAGAUUACUAGACGAAAGUACCAAAGAAAACCAAGAUCUUCAGUUAGCUUUGAAGAAACAUAAUGCAGGAGAAGAGUGUAGUUUUGAGACCCCAAAACAUGAGUCAGGCAUACCAUAUAAUGAGUUAGAUGCGUUGUUACGUUUAUGUCGCCAAAAAGCGGAGCAAUGCAAUAUGGAAACCCAGUUAGAAACUAAUUAUUCAACAGAGAAUUUUGCAUACGGAGUGUUUGAUAGCAGAGGGGGAAAUUUGAGCGUUGGGAAUGGCGAUAUUAAUUUGUUUAUUCCACAAGGUGCAAUUUCAUCAUUAAAACAGGAAAUCUAUAUUUAUAUAGACCCAAAGGCACGCUUUUUGAAAGAAAAUCAAGGUGAAAUCAAAGGUCUCAAAAGACAGGUGGAGACUCGGGUAGCACCAAUCGUUACCUGUGGCCCGCCAGGAACCUCCUUUCUCAGCCAUGUUGUCCUAACCUUUCCCCACAAUGCAGUAGAAGAGGAAAAAUGGCAAUUCACUGCUGUGCGCUCAGAGGGAGACAGACAGACAGAUGAUUGGCAAAAUAUAGAUGAUGUUGAAGAUGACGAUAGCUUUUUUAUUGUCGAUGAUGGGUUCUGUAUGUUUAUGGUGAAACAUUUUACUCGUUUUACCAUAACAAAUUCAACAGUUUGAAAAGUUGUUGAAAUUUUAAUCUGAAAUAAAGGGAAACUUAUUCUAUUAAGCGACCACAAGCGAGGCGGAUAAAUAUUUAUAUCAAAAAGAUAAUUAAUAACGGUAUAGAGUAGCCCUAACCUAGUAUUAAAGAACCAAUGUGGAUGGUUAUUAAUAUAACGAUACAAUAAAACAUAGGAAACAAAAACAUUAACAAAUAAAGUAGUUUAUUAAACUGAAAAACUGAUUUAUUUAAAAUUAACCAUAGUUUGUUUAAAAAAAAAAUACUGAACUGUUUCUUUUCUGGUUCAGUUCAGUUCAGUUCAGUAACAUUCAUUUAAAUCGAUAUUCAUGUGAAAGUAAACAAUUAAUAGCCAUAAAUUACGAUUUAGGAAGCAGAUUAGAAGUUAAAAACUUUGCUAGAAGCAGUGGUGUUAAGCUUAAUAAUGAAUAAAUAGAACCAUAUAUCCCAAUAAGAAACAUUUGCACUGCAUAAAUUAUAUUGAGUAAAUGAAUACUUGAUUACAAAUUUUAAUUGAAUUUCACCAAUUUAACAAACUGCUCACUGUUCUACUUUGAAAACUGGUGGCGCCAGUCAACGCACAUCGACAGAAGAAGGUAGUAACCAACCAAACCAAGCCAAUUCGUACUGACAUACUGACUGGCUGUCAGCGAAACUGAUGAAUACAUCUAAAAAACUAAGCAUUUUUGGUUUUAUCUAAAAGGAAAUUCCAAUCAAAAUGAAACAAAGAAAUUACGUUUUAGGUACAUUAUACUCAUGAUAAUGUAAAAUAAAAUAAAUCGAAAUAACUGUCAGAAAGUGUUUACAAUAUUCAAAAAUGUUCAUAUGGUAACACUUUUUUUUUAAUGGCUACUAGGUUAUUAUGGCGGUUUUAAAAUGAUUAGCUCCAUUUUAAAGUCAGACUCCGGAGGAAAAACAAUUUUUGAUAUGUUGUAGAACUGAUUUUCCUUAGACAGAAAAAAGUUGUUUGACGAAAAACUGGGGAAUAGUGAACGAGAUACAGAUUUUGGAAUAUUAACAAACUGUGGGAAAAGGGCGUAAGCUCCCAUUUUUACACAUUUUCACGCAGCUUUUAAAUAUUCAAAAAUCUGUAUCUCGUUCACCGCUGCUCAGUUUUUAAAAUCAGUUCUACAACAUAAUUUUUUUUCCUCCGGAGCCUGACUUUAAAGGAGGUAGCUUAAGAUUUCACUUUGGUAAUUAAGGACUUUUACCUGAUAAAAAGCAUUGAUUCAAUAUGUUAGUGUCCAUAACUAUUCCUUGUUUUUAUGCCACCCUCUCAGAAUAUAGCUUUUUUUCAGUGCGUUUAUAUACUGUGUGUUUAGUCAAAAUAACUUAAAUAAUAAUAAACAUAAUAAUAAUAGAGCAUUUAUAUAGUGCCUAAUGGAUCUAGAUCCCUCUAAGCGCAUAAUCAAUUACAGAUCCCUCUAAGCGCAUAAGCAAAUAUUAAAAAUUGUUUUGAUGGCUGUUAUAGCAACUAUCAAAGGUUUUUAAGUGAGUAGCUUCAUUUUAGAAGAGCUUUAUUUUACUCGAUGACUUUUAUGAUAAAAGGCCUUGGUUGUGACAAAGUGACAAUAAAUAGUCCUUGUCCUUGUAGUGCUUUGAUACAUUUUAUAUUGAAAUGUGUACGGGAUGUUGAUGACGACAGUUAUGUUGAUAAUGAUUAUCUAAUGAUGACCUGAUGACGGUGAGGGCCAUGGCGAUCAUGAAUACUGCAUUACUGUAUUGCAAUUAUGGUGUAAGAGUUUUAAUAACAAUUAAAAUACCCU
Anneissia japonica is the source of this 3430-nucleotide messenger RNA. RefSeq lists its product as uncharacterized. Gene Ontology annotation, biological process: netrin-activated signaling pathway. The transcript is spliced from 7 exons. NCBI's taxonomy places the organism in Eukaryota, Metazoa, Echinodermata, Crinoidea, Comatulida, Comatulidae. Gene Ontology annotation, molecular function: netrin receptor activity. The coding region runs from base 92 to 1663 and encodes 523 amino acids. The record is from RefSeq and is a predicted model, not a curated record. Gene Ontology annotation, cellular component: membrane.